This is a messenger RNA of Pseudozyma flocculosa PF-1, 807 nucleotides long. RefSeq lists its product as uncharacterized. The coding region runs from base 1 to 807 and encodes 268 amino acids. The transcript has a single exon. NCBI's taxonomy places the organism in Eukaryota, Fungi, Basidiomycota, Ustilaginomycetes, Ustilaginales, Ustilaginaceae. The record is from RefSeq and is a predicted model, not a curated record.
AUGGACGAUCAGUACGUCACCUUUGAGCACGGCGACAUCCGCAUCACUUCGAUGGGCGCCCUCAGCGACGAGAGCGAGUUCGAGGUCUCGGUCUGCGAGGAAAACGAGCUCGAGUCGUCGGUGCUGCUCAUAUACCCGGACGGGACGUCGAGCCACACGCUCGUCAUCGCCGACGCGGUGCUCGAGUACCCGCCGUGCGCCUCUGGCGGCAUCGCCCGCUGGACGCUCUACUCGUUUUCCCGCAGCCUCCACGGCCGCAAAGACACGGUCGUGAGCCUCGGCCUGCCCGACGGCGUCGACGACCUGAUAUGGCACGGGAUUCAGGGCGACAUUGCACACGGCCAGGAGCUUGUGCGCACCGAUGGCGCCGGCGACUUGCACAACGGCCACGCGUGGUACAUGGUCGGCCUCAAGGACAGCCCUCCCUACACCUACAUCGGCCGCGACGGCGAGAUCGAGAAGCAGACGGACCUCCUCGGGUUCCUCGACAGCGCCAGGUCGUCGCUGCUGUGCGACGUCGGCGUCGAGAUGACCGUCAAAAGGGCGGCCAAGGAGGAGGCCAAGUGCACCCUCCAGCUCGAGUUCAAGAACGUCCACGUCCAGGGCCUCUCUGACGCCUCGUCCAACCGUCACAUCCUCGAUUUUGACAUUGUCGCUUCGAGAACCAGGCGCGACCAUGAGCUGCUGCGCAGGAUCGACAAGCGCAAGCGCGAGCUGGAAGGGACCGACGAGGAUGCCGUCAUGGGCAGCAGCGCUGCGGGCCACGCUUCCGAGACGGCCAAGAGCGACCCGAGCACGCCCGCCUAG